This is a messenger RNA of Ceraceosorus bombacis, 223 nucleotides long. NCBI's taxonomy places the organism in Eukaryota, Fungi, Basidiomycota, Exobasidiomycetes, Ceraceosorales, Ceraceosoraceae. The record is from the annotation of a GenBank genome assembly.
AUGAGGGAACAACCAAGAAUCGACCCUACGCUUUCAGGCACAACAUUCCGAGAAGCUUCUCUUACGCGCAUGCAGAGCAGCGAGCAGGGUCCGCUAGCCCCGCACGCGGCGAAGGGUCGCCAGGUCGCAAAGCGUGUUCAAGUCGAGGUGAAUGUUUCUGAUUGUGCUCGCCGCACCCAUGCACGUCGUGUCGGUCUAAUAUGCUGGCGUUGAGUCGACGUGA